Messenger RNA from Eleginops maclovinus (Patagonian blennie), 2099 nucleotides. It is a transcript of the gene uck2b, whose product is annotated as uridine-cytidine kinase 2b. Lineage: Eukaryota; Metazoa; Chordata; Actinopteri; Perciformes; Eleginopidae. Gene Ontology annotation, cellular component: cytoplasm. The transcript has 7 exons. Gene Ontology annotation, molecular function: ribosylnicotinamide kinase activity; ATP binding. The coding region runs from base 38 to 826 and encodes 262 amino acids. The record is from RefSeq and is a predicted model, not a curated record.
UCUUCCAGCACAGCAGCUCUGACUGUACACUGCAAGCAUGGCCGGGGAUAGUGAAACACAUCUCAAGGACCGUAGCGAGAACACCGAGGUUAUCCGACAACCUUUUCUCAUCGGUGUUUCUGGAGGCACCGCCAGUGGCAAGUCGUCAGUAUGCGAGAAGAUCAUGGAGCUGCUGGGCCAGAACAAGAUCGACCAUCACCAGAGGCAGGUGGCCAUCCUCAGCCAGGACAGCUUCUACAAGGUGCUGACCCCGGAGCAGAAGGCAAAGGCACUUAAGGGCCAGUUCAACUUUGAUCACCCAGAUGCCUUUGACAGUGAGCUCAUAAUGCAAACACUCAGGAAGAUCCUGCAGGGGGAGACGGUCCAGAUCCCAGUGUAUGACUUUGUUCAUCAUUCCAGGAAAGAGGAGUUCAUCACGGUGUACCCGGCUGAUGUGGUGCUGUUCGAGGGCAUCCUCAUGUUCUACUCUCAGGAGAUCAGAGAUCUGUUCCAGAUGAAGCUGUUUGUCGACACAGAUCCAGACACACGGCUCUCUCGCAGAGUUCUCAGAGACAUCAGUGAGCGUGGCAGAGAGCUGGAGCAGGUGCUCGCUCAGUACAUCACUUUUGUGAAGCCAGCCUUUGAGGAGUUCUGUUUACCAACAAAGAAGUAUGCAGAUGUGAUUAUUCCACGAGGAGCAGAUAACCUUGUCGCCAUCAACUUGAUAGUACAGCACAUCCAAGACAUUAUGAACGGCGGACCAAGCAAGCGUCACAACGGCUGCACAAACGGCCACAGUACCCCGCGUCAGCGACGAACCUCGGAGUCCAGCAGCCGGCCUCAUUGACCUCGUGGCACCUCUCUCACGGGGCGGAGAGGGGUGUGCGAGCUUCGCUGUAAAUAAUGCCUGUUGGCAUCACUGUAUUUAAGAGAGGAGGAAAAAAGGAAAUGCAAAAAGAAUUUAAAUGCCUUUUUAUUAUUAUUGUUAUUAUUAUUAUAAUAAUGACUACUCAUGUUAUUGGUUACCUUUAUUGUUAUUGUUGAUUUUAUUUUAUUUUUUUCCAGGAGGUUUAAAAGAAUUUGUUGUGAUGGGUUAAAAUGACCUCAUGCAUUUUUCCUCCCAGAUUGCAUUUUGUUUUUUAUGUAUCCCCCGCUGCUCGAUGGAGUGUCAUGCCGUUAAUAUUGAAUAAAAGAGGGGAACCCCUUCUUUUUUUUUUAUUUUUAUUGACUGAUAAAACUUGAACCCGUAAAGCCAGCGGGAGUCUGAUAAAUGUUUGGGUGUUUUCCCAAACUAUAAGGAUUUGAAGAAGAGUUGAAGAAAAUCCGGAUUGCAAUCUGUAUUUGUACCGACAAUCUUUGGGAGUGUUUGCAACCCUUUUCUUCAGUGGCUAAAUGUGUGAUUCAAGAGGUCUGUUUACUACGAAGUGUCCAUCACUGACUACACACUACAUUAUUUUUCAGUACUGAUUCUCACCUGUAGAUUAAUGUGACAACCAGACCAAUGAAGCCUAAGGCUGGAAGGAUCAGCAGACUACUGUAUUAACCCAGUUGAGUGUUGUUGGUAUUGUUACACAUUAAGUUACUUUAAAAGACAACAUUGAUAAAUAUAUCCCAGUCAAAAAUAAGCAAUCAAACACUUAUUUUGAGAGUGAGAUUAAAUUAACUAGACAAACGUGUAGAUUACUCUAUAAAGUCUAUAUUUUUUGCUGAUUUUGCUACCAUUCACAUGGCAAAAAAAGCCUGCAAGAUUAUGAUGGGAAAUAUAUACUCAGGUUGGGAUUGCUAUUAUGAUUUUAAAAUGCCAGAUAAAAGUGUUCGAUGCCACAGCAAUAUUAGUUUUCCCAGGUGGCCAUUAACCACCAAGACCUACCCGCAUUGCCUCAGGUUAAUAUGUACAGCAAGUAUCCACAGUAGGAGCAAGUUUCCCUUUAAGUUAAAGAUACAAUAAAUAAAAACAGUUGACUCAAUUUUGUAUUCCAUGUUCUGUAUUUGUUGUGUAUGGUUUAAUUGAAUGACUGAUUUGUACCAUGAGAUUUGUACUGUGUGGCUGUUCCAUUGUCACAGGUUGUUUGAUGAAUUGUGACAGAUUGCUUGGUGUUUAAUAAACUGAUGCUACCGAG